Molecule: messenger RNA, 3063 nt
Organism: Penicillium salamii
Lineage: Eukaryota; Fungi; Ascomycota; Eurotiomycetes; Eurotiales; Aspergillaceae
Source: the annotation of a GenBank genome assembly
AUGAAUAUGGAGGGUCUUUUGACAGAAGUGAAGACAGUCAAGCGGGAUCCAGACUCUUUCAUCACCCCUGCUGCCCCCGCUCAAGUCUCAACACAACACCUAGAUCUCGACCACCUAUCAUCCCGUCAUAUCAUAGAUCUACUCAAGUCAAACCCCGAUCGUGAGCAACUGUCUGCCAUCCUAGCAUGGAUUGAUCCUUUCAGCAAGCCCAAAACUCCAAGGGACUUUGAUCUUCGACUUGCAAGUCCCACCACAGCUCAGAUUCUCCAACUGUUAGUCAGCACUACGAUUCCCACCCAUUGGGGAUUGCUUGAUGCCAAAGAGAGCAAGGGGAAAGAUUCGAAAUCUCGAGCAGCAUUAUUGAGAUGUCUGAGCAGCGUUGCUGGAGUUGGCUCCCUGGUAGCCCAGCUGCGGACUCUGAUCAGCAACGCACGCGCCUCCGCCCACCAAGCCCAAGGCUCAAGUAGCCAGCUCGGCAUUCGCGAGCUUUUGGCUGUACUAGCGGCUUUGUUGGAGCCGAGGGACUUCUUGCUCAGACUUUCCUCGGACAUAUCGAAGAUUUAUGAUAACAAGACCAAGCAGCAGGUUGCGUGGCGAGAGCUUGUGUCCCUUGUUGCUGCCGGUAAGACAUUGUCUACAGCGGCUGAAGCUCUUACUGUUCUUGAUGAACCUCCACCAUCUUCGGUCUCAUGGGUCGGUACUGGUUCUCAGUACGCGGUGUGGGUUGGCCGCAAUGUUGCCCAUAUGGCAGUCAAACUCAGCCAGGAUGACGAAAACAGCUGGGGGUCACUGGCUCUUUUCACAGGCAGAGCCUUGAGUCUCGGCUAUACUGAUCAACUGGUCAAAGAGAUCUACACGGGUCUGCUUCUCGAGCACCUCUUGCAUGAGCCUUUUGCCUCAUUACUUAAUCGACUCAAAUCGAUGGAGCAAACUUCUUUCAUUGAAGCGGUCUUCCGCGAUGUUCAGCGAAAGCACUUCUCAGACGAUUUAUCCGGGCCAGUGGGCCACCCAAUGGCUUCAUCGGAGACUAUCAAGGCAGUCGCAGCUCUAUCCUACACUGUCCUCACUUCUCGAUCCAAUUCGGAGGCUCUGGUCAUUGAAUGGCUCUCCAAAUCACAAGGCGGCUCAAUCAGUACUUUGGGAUUACGUCGCGCGCUUUUAGCCGCAUAUAGUAAACGCAGCGAUGUACUCAAGUCGGUCCUCGAUCGCAGUUUGGAAAAUUUUGGAGACAAAUUCUCUAUCAAACAUGUUCCAAUGGUUGUACAAAAUGGUAAGUCCGCCCUUGAUGCCUCGUUUGAAAAAGACCAGAUUCUAAAAGACCUAUCAGCAAAUGCGCAAACGAUUCUUCUUGCUGCCGGUCAUCUCCAUCGAUUGAAAAAACAAAUGGUGCAAGAAUCAGGCCGGUCAAGUGCAUUCUUAAACGCAGUCUCGAACCGACUAGCUGCGUCUUCAAACAGAGCUCGGUUCCUUGGUAUGGUCGUUGGAACGGGAAUGUCCGCCCUCAUCGAAGAACCAGAAAAAGCUCUGAAGUUCGACCUUGAGGAAAUGAGAAGCGAAGAAGCACAGUGGUAUCUGAGUCUGACCAACGUUUCAGAUGAGCUUGGGUCGCUUAGAACAUCCCUGGAAAUGUUGCGAGAGACCCAGUCCAAGAGGCCAGAACAGACACGGCCGAAACUAGCACCGAAACCAAAAGCCCACGCUCAGCGUCAAGGAACAAGCAAGAUUGUUGCAAUUGAAGAAAUAGAGGACAGUGAUGAGGAUGAGGAUGAUGACCUCAUCCCAUAUGAGAAGCCAGACGACGAUGCAUACGAUUCUGAUGACGAUCCCACGUUAAUUCAACGAAACAAACCAACUGCGCCUGUAUACAUCCGCGAUCUGAUCCCAGCCCUUAGAGACACCGAAAAUGUCGAACGGCAUCAUCUUGCCAUUACGACAGCCCCAUCUUUGAUCCGUCGCAAGAUUGGCUUUGGUACCGAACUUGCCGAACAGAUUGAGGAGCUGGCCUUGACAAUCGUUGGUCUUCAAAAUGACAACAACCACCCGACAUUCCAUGAAUCUCGCCUACAGAGUAUGAUCGCAUUGAUUGUGUCCCAACCCUUCAAAAUGGGCCGCUGGUUUACUGCUAUCUACUUUGACGGAGACAUAUCUCAAGUGCAAAGAUCUGCUGUACUUACUGCACUGGGUCUCAGUGCUCGCGAGAUUGCUGGCAACGGAGAGGAUGACACCAAGGCAUUGAAUCUACCUGAUACUGGCGAUACAUCAUUCCCAUCCAAGCGUCUGUCGCCUGCGUUGGAAGCCAUGUAUUCUGACCCCAAAGAGUCCCCAAUUGCAACGCUCACACGCGAAAUGUCCCGCACGUCGUUGCAGCCACUCGCAGCAAACGCAGCAGACGCAAUGACGGGCCCCAAUGCUCUUAAAGUGCGCACCUUCUCGUCGCGCAUGGAAGUUGAAAAGAAACGCCAGCAGCGUGAUACGCAGCGCCAAAAAUCCACAAUAAAGGAUCUGCAUAAAGUACUGGCCGAAGGCUUCUUCUUCCCGAUGCAAGGUCGAUUCGAGAUACUCAUGCUGCAUCUUUCAUCUUCAUCCAACUCUUCAUACAACCCAUUCUUCAUCCCCCAUCUCCUGACCCUAUUCCUCCAAACCCUCACUCUCAUCCUCUCCACAACAGGCCCCAGUAGCCCCUUCCUACCCGGCCUCACUCACGAAGCCCUCUCGCUCCUCCUUUCACUGCACACGGCUUCAGCAUCCAGUGAGCCAACGGUAACCGCCGCUCUACUAUCGUUGUUCCUGGCUGUGGUAGACCUCAAUAUUGCAUCAGGCUCGAAUGGCGAGGAACGUCUUGUGACUGAGUAUGCGACUCGGGUAAUCGAGCUACGCGAGUGGGCCUCUCAAAUUUUCGACAGGACGCCACCCUCUGCUGCAUCGGCCGAUCCAAGAUCCGCCGUCACUGAUCCACAGGAGCAGAUACGUACGCUCUCUGCUGGUGUGAUGGUGCGACUUGGGGAGGUCAUGGAGCGAUACCAAGGCCGAUUGAUGGGUGUGCAUUCUGGAUUUAGCUAUUAA